Molecule: messenger RNA, 939 nt
Organism: Apiotrichum porosum
Lineage: Eukaryota; Fungi; Basidiomycota; Tremellomycetes; Trichosporonales; Trichosporonaceae
Exons: 2
Coding region: 1-939 (312 amino acids)
Source: RefSeq, a predicted model, not a curated record
AUGUUCAAGUCUGCCGUCCUCGCCGGCGUCGCCGCCCUCCUCAUCGCCCCCUCUGCCGAGGCUGGUGGUCUCUCCUUCAAGACCCUCAAGGCUUCCAAGAACUGGAGCUGCAGCUCUUCGGGUGCCAAGUACACCUGCUCGGGCAACACUGUUGGCUCGUUCUACACCUCCAUCCUCGGCUCGGCCUGCUGUGUCUCGUCCAAGUGGACCACCACCACCAUCCCCUCGUCGUGCACCUGCCCCUUUGACUGGCUCUUCCACACCGGUGCCAAGGCCUGUGCUCCCCCCAAGGUUACCUCGACCUGCGACUGCGGUGAGGGCUACACCUACAACACCAACUCGUGCAAGUGCGAGUUGACCACCGGCGGCGGCUGCUCCAGCUCGCAGUGGUGGAACGAGCGUACCGGCCUCUGCUGCGAGAACUCGUGGACCAAGACCCCUCCCACCGGCAAGUGCCCCUCGGGCGUUACCUGCCCCACCUCGUGGUCGUGGUCCGACUCGCACAACUGCUGUGUCCCCCUCAAGCCCCGUUCGCCCGAGCCCGACUGCUCCAACUGGAACUCGGCCCAGAACUGCUGCGGUACCCACACCACUGCUACUCCUUCGGCCGGCUCCAACCACAACUCUGGCUCCAACGGCUGGAAGCACCGCAAGGGCAAGCGUGACGACACCUACGCCCAGUCUUCGUUCGACUCCAUGUACUGCCCCGAGGGCAAGGUCUGCACUGUCCCCUCGGCUAACGGCACCGCUUGGGCUUGGGAGUGCAUCAACCCCCUCACCGAGCUCGAGUCGUGCGGUGGCUGCAUCUCCGACGGCACUGGUGUCGACUGCACUUCCAUCUCCAACGCCGCCUCGGUCGGCUGUGAGCAGGGUGCCUGCAAGGUCUACUCGUGCAAGAAGGGCUACACCGCCGAGGGCGCCCAGUGCGUCUCCAACUAA